AUGGUGAAGCGAUUUCAAGACGUUAUUGUACUGAAUAUUCCAAAUUGGUACAGCAAUCCGUUUGAGGUCGAUGCAAUCGAUUGCGAGGAUGACGUUCAGGAGGAAUUGAUAGGAUUACAAAAUGACAAUGACGCCACAAUGCGAUAUCACCGUAAUGGCAAAGAAGGUUUGUGGUACCAUCAAAGUAUAUUGAAUUCCUACCCCAGUCUGUGGAAACAUCUGAAAUUACUUUUGCUUGCCUUCCCUACCUCAUACCUGGUUGAAUCUGGUUUUAACCAUGUUGGAACUUUACUUUCUCAUCAAAGAAUUGGACAGGAUGUGACACAACAAGGAGACUUGCGGCUAAAGUUGGCAAGUUUGAAACAGAAUGUAUCUGCACUGGCUGCAUUGCACCAGACACAUAGUUCUCAUUAA
Octopus sinensis (East Asian common octopus) is the source of this 414-nucleotide messenger RNA. Its product is annotated as SCAN domain-containing protein 3-like. The coding region runs from base 1 to 414 and encodes 137 amino acids. Lineage: Eukaryota; Metazoa; Mollusca; Cephalopoda; Octopoda; Octopodidae. The transcript has a single exon. The record is from RefSeq and is a predicted model, not a curated record.